GUCAACGACUCUGAAAACACACACACACAGAGAUGAGACGAUUUCCAUGAAAGCAGUGAUGUCUUUCCCAUGAUCGAAUGUGGUUGCAAAUUGACAAGAACUUUAACCAUUAAGAUUUGGGAAACAAAGAGAUGAGUAAUUUCCAUUCCCUCCCCGCGUUAAUAAUAUCUGAGAAUUGGAGUCCAAGUAAUUAUUUAUGCAAGUGAUCAGUCAAGUUCUAAUUAACCACAGGAAGAAAACACAAGGAGAUCUAGCAAGAGUAAGCUAUGAUCCUGGUAUUAACAUUGCUAAUGUUGUAGAUGAAUUGUACCUUUGAGAGAGAGGGAAAACAUUGAAAUGGCGGAUGCUGUGGUUGAAUUUCUCUUGGACAAUCUCAAGCAACUGCUACUCUACAACUCUGAUUUGAUAUGUGGGGUAAAGGGCCAAGUUGAUUCUCUUUACAAGGAGCUUAGUUUGAUGAAAGCAUUCCUCAAAGAUUCUAAAGAGAAACGUAGUGAAUAUGAAUACAUAAGAGAGUUGGUCAGACAAAUCAGAGAUGUAGCUUAUGAAGCAGAGGACACCAUUGACACAUUUGUAGUUAAUGCAGCCAUGCAGAAAGAGAGAAGCACGUUGAGCAAAAUCGUCCAUGCAUUCGAUUAUCCAGCAAAGCUUCGAUCUGUUGCAAAGGAUAUUGAAUCCAUCAAGACAAAGGUGAAGGAGAUUUAUGAUAAAAAGAUGUUUGGAAUUGAAGCUCUUUAUGCUGGGGAAUCUUCAAAUAGAUUUUCAUCACAGAGGCGAAAACCUAUGGUUGAGGAAGAUAAUGUUGUUGGUUUUGAUGAAGAAGCGAAAGAAAUAGUAAGUCGUCUCACUAAUAUCUCGGAGUCACUGGAAGUUGUCUCAGUUGUUGGUAUGGGUGGACUUGGCAAGACAACUCUUGCUAAGAAGGUUUACUGUAAUCCCACCAUUGAAUUCCGCUUCUUUGUCCGUGCUUGGGUGUAUGUUUCCCAAGAAUACAACAGAAAGGAAGUACUUUUUGCCAUCUUGAGUUCUCUCAUGCAGCCUUCCGACCAAACUUUUAAAAUGAACGAAGAAAUGCUGGUUCAAGAAAUAUGCAAACAAUUAAAUGGCCGAAGAUAUCUCAUUGUACUAGAUGAUGUAUGGACGACAGAUGCAUGGGAUGAUCUCAAGAUGGCUUUUCCAAACCAAGAUUGUGGAAGUAGAAUACUAUUAACCAGCCGUAACACAGAUGUGGCUGUUCUUGCAAACCCUGAUAGCCCUCCUCAUCAUUUGCGAUUUCUGAAUGAUGAUGAAAGUUGGGAGCUACUUUCUACAAAAGUCUUCAGGAGAGGAAGUUGUCCAUCAGAGCUGGUUGAACUUGGACGAACGAUUGCUAGAAAAUGCUAUGGACUGCCACUUGCCAUAGUGGUCGUUGCUGGACUUCUUUUGAAGAAAGAUAAAACACGAGACCUGUGGAAGAAAGUUGCUGAAAGUGUUAGUUCAUAUGUUGCAAGAGAUCCAAAGCAAUGCUUAGAUGUAUUAGCACUAAGUUACAAGCAUUUACCUGAUCACUUGAAGGUGUGCUUCAUCUAUUUUGGUGCUUUCCCUGAAGACUUCCCGAUACCCGUUUGGAAAUUGCUUAUGUUGUGGGUGGCAGAAGGGUUUAUACAACAGGUUGGCCAAGAUUGCUUAGAAGAUACAGCGGAGGAGUAUUUGGAAGAUCUUGUUGAACGGAAUCUGAUAUUAGUUGCUAAAAAGAGAUCAAACGGAAAGAUCAAGACAUGUCGUGUUCAUGAUAUGCUGCGCGAUUUGUGCCUGAGAGAAGCAGCAGAAGAAAAGUUUUUACAGGUGAUCAAAGGGCACAUACAUGAUGCCAAUUCUCAAGUCUCAUCUGGAAAUUAUCACCGGCGUCUUUGUGUUCAUUCUCAUGUCCUGAACUUUAUUCACUCAAAGCCUUAUGGCCCUCAUGUUCGUUCUUUCUUGUGUUUUCCCGUGGAAGAAAAGGAAUUAUCUCGAGAACAUACAUCUUUCAUUCAUGAAGCUUUUAAGUUGGUUCGUGUGUUAGAUAUGAGGUCCAUCAAUAUUUCCCGCUUUCCAGUUGUAAUCACACAGCUGGUGCAUUUGAGGUAUGUUGCUCUCUUUGGCAAUUUUAAAGUUCUUCCUCCAUCAAUUUCCAAGUUGUGGAGUCUUCAGACUUUAAUUGUUGAGACAACAUCCCGUGACCUUGAUAUUCAAGUAGAUAUAUGGAAAAUGUCACAAUUUAGGAAUCUACGCACGAGUGGGUCCAGUCGCUUACAUGGGCCCCAAGCCAAAACACGAAUGGAUAAUGAAGAUCCCUUUGUACAAAGAAACAUACAAACCAUCUCUACUGUUUCACCUGAUAGCUGCACAGAGAACGUCUUAGCAAGAACUCCUAAUCUUAGAAAGCUGGGAAUUCGUGGAAAACUCGUUCUGCUCAUGGAAAAAAACAAAGGGUAUAGUUUGUUUGACAAUCUAGCCAAACUAGAUAAACUUGAGAAACUGAAGUUGUUGAAUGACACAUUCCCACGCCCACCAUCUGAAGGUAAAUUGCGAGGUCUUCCGCCACUUUACACAUUUCCACCUCAUUUGAAGAAGUUAACAUUCUCAGACACCUUGUUGGAUUGGAAGCAUAUGUCUACAAUAGGCAUGCUGCCAAAUCUUGAAGUGCUAAAGUUGAAAGUGUAUGCAUUCAAGGGACCUCAAUGGGAACCGCGUGCUGGUGAGUUUCGUCUGCUUAAAGUGUUGCAACUUGGAAAGAGCGAUCUGGUGCACUGGAUGGCUUCAGCUCAUCACUUUCCUAGACUACAACACCUUGUGGUCGAGCACUGCACUAAUCUGUUGGCUAUUCCUCAUGGUUUGGCGGAUGUCUCUGCACUGCAGACCAUGGAGCUGUAUCACACGCCAUCUGCUGUAGAUUCUGCUCGUCUAAUUCAGCAACAAAAGCAAAUGCAGCAGCAACAACAACAGCAUGUGAAAAGUAAUGGGUUUAAGCUGUUAAUUUAUCCUCCGGAGUAGUAGUACCAAUUCCAAUCUAUGAUGAAAUACUGGAAAAUAGAUGAUGGGACUUUCAUUGGUCAUCAACUGUGUUCUUUCAGGUCUUUCAAAUUAAUCUUGGUGUGCACAAGUUAACGUAGACAUCCGUAUUAUAGAAAGGAACAUGGUUCUAAAUAACUUGUUAUAGCGUGUUAUGGCAUUCGAGGUUUGGCUUCGCCAUUACGUCAACCCCUAUGGCUUCACUCCAAGGCUUGACUUCCGUUGUAACACAGACGUGUUAUGGUUAUGGCGUAUUAUGAUACGUUAUUUUGAAAGACAUGGUUUUUUUUUCCUUUUUUUAAACAUAUAA
Molecule: messenger RNA, 3340 nt
Organism: Cynara cardunculus var. scolymus (artichoke)
Lineage: Eukaryota; Viridiplantae; Streptophyta; Magnoliopsida; Asterales; Asteraceae
Product: disease resistance protein RPP13-like
Exons: 3
Coding region: 337-3012 (891 amino acids)
Biological process (GO): defense response to other organism
Molecular function (GO): ADP binding
Source: RefSeq, a predicted model, not a curated record